This is a messenger RNA of Porites lobata, 2568 nucleotides long. NCBI's taxonomy places the organism in Eukaryota, Metazoa, Cnidaria, Anthozoa, Scleractinia, Poritidae. The record is from the annotation of a GenBank genome assembly.
AUGUUAUGUCGUGGCACGUAUGGCCAGAUAGCCACAGCGGCGUGGAAAAAUCCCAUGCUACGAAAACAUCUGCAACAGCACUUUCUAAAAGAAGUUGACAAGGAAUGUUCCAAUAUGUGUUCUUCCAAAGACCCGAGUUGUCUCCGUUCAACUAAGGCACAAGACGUGAAGAAGUUUAAAUUUAGCAAGGUGGAAGGAGAACUGCAAAAGAGGGCUCCUCUCUUUAGCGCGGUUCUGUGGACUGCAAGUUUGAGGAAGAGUAAACGGGCAGAUGAAGAUCCUUUCUGGAAACCAAGUGUAUGUAUGGCGGCUGCAGUCUUGCUUAAGAACAGAUCACCAUGCAUGACCCUACUUCAACUGAUCAACACCAUUAUCAUUUACCACUCAGGAAUAAUGGUAAGCGUGUACUACUUAAAGGUUAUUUUGUCUGUAAUCUUAAAAGUAUUUUUCACGUUUUCUUGUUUUUUUUUAUUAUUUUCAUGAGACUUGUUUAUAAUCUGAUCAUACAAAAAAGUGACUUUCAACAUACUUGGUGCACAUGGAUACGUUUUUGAAACCAUGCAAGAGCUAUCCCAUACCAUUAAUUCAAUUAAUGGUACACUUUAAUUAGAUCAAGCACAUAACAAAUUUUAGUUAACUCAAAACGCAUGGCUACAGUUCAUGGAGUGAAGAAGUUUUUACUUUUGUUUAUAGGGGACUCUUUGCAGACUCAGUACACUUCGACUUACCACCUCAAAUGUCUACUAUUACAAGAAAAUAGAUGAGUUUGGUGAGAAAUUCGAUGCCAACAUCAAAGAGGCUGUUAGGCAAGAGGGCCAGUUUAUGCAGAAGAGCCAGCAAAGCACCACUUCAUCAGUGCAACAGAUUGAACAAGUAACACCGAUGACAUCAGAUUCUGCUGGUUCUUCAAACAUACCUCCUUCUAGGACUACAACAGCUGUUGCACUCACUUCAGCAGAGCCACAGGGGCAGCAAGUAAUUAUAACACCAAUGAUUUUAGAUUCUGCUGGUCCUGCCAACAUACCUCCUUCUGGGACUACAAUAGCUGUUGCACUCACUUCAUCAGAGCUACAUAGGCAGCAAGUAGCACCAAUGAUUUUAGAUUCUGCUGGUGAUGCCAUGACAAUACCUCCAUCUACGACUACAACAGCUGUGACACUCAAAUCUGACAGUGGGAGAAAGCUAGUAUUUGACAACUUUGACUUUAGACAAGAAGUUCAUUACAUGACACAGGAUCACCAAAAUGUGGAUGUGCACUGGGUCACUCAUAUGGCAGUAGAAAACAGAGUCUCUGGAAAUAACUUACUCAGCAAUAGACCCGUUUGCCAGAUUAACGAGCUGGAAAAUGGUCAGUUUUUACCUGGACGUCGUGAGCAUCAUCUUCAGCGAGAGAAUUAUAUUACAUUGACAGAGAGAGCUAUUACAGAGAUCCCUUGCCUGUCUUUUCUGAAGGGAGCAGUCACUCAACAUAUUCCACAUCCUUAUUCAAAGGAGAUGAGUGAAACUUCGCAUGUAGUGAGUGUUACCAGAUUUUUAUUUCAAUCGGACAUUCAAGAACAAACCCUUAUUUUCUUGUCUAUCAUUAUAUAUCAAUCAAUAGCAGCAAUAAAAAUGCAUAUCAACUAAACAGGACUGUCAUUAAGAGUCAAGGGCCAGGGAUUUUCUCCAACAACACUUAUUAUCUAAGGUAUGACCCACCUACUUUUAUAGGAAACAAAUGGAAAAUAGAACCCAUAUAACUUUGCAGCCGUUCAAUUCCCCACCUACAAAUUGCCCAUAUCUGGAUGCUUUAAAUCUUAGUGACAGUCCUUACUUGUAAUUUGCUUUAUGCAUUUUAGUUAUAUCCUACCUGGUUGACUUUGUGAUCUUGAGAGUUCCAUAUGUUUUGACUGGCAUUCACAUGAUUAAGAUCAUUUCUUGGUUUCCUGUGAUGUAUUUUUAUUCUUGGUUUCAUUUUAUCCGUAUUGUUCUUUACAUACAUUAAAAUGUUAACGUACUACAAUAGAAGUAUGAAACAGAGGGAAAUAAAAACUGAAAUAAGGACAAAAUAAUAGCCUUUUUUUCUACUAAUUUGUGCAAUGCUAGAAAAAAAUCGUCCUGGAAGAAUCUGAGAAAUGUUUUGGGGAGGGGAAAAGAGGUUUUAAGAGCCAAAAAAUUUAGAAACAUUAGGUGUGUGACCAUCUGCUAAAGGAGGAGGAGGAGGGGAGAGGUAUUUAUUUAUUUAUUAUUUUAUUAUUUAUUUUUUAAUUAUGCCUUUGCACUUCUGAAAUAACUUGUUUGCUUAUAAACAUUGUACACUGCAUUUUAUCUUAUUUAUGUUAACCUUACACUCUUUACCUCAAACAGACUUUCCUUGGAAUGCUGUUUCACAAUGAAAAUGAGGCUGAUGGAAUUCAGAAUGUCAUGAAAAGUUUACACCAAUAUGUUCCUUACCAUGGCGAUAAUUGCGACAAGGUCUAUGGAUCCCAGGGGGUAGUGGCCGAUCAGUUAUCUGUUGAACGUGGCGUAAGUUUCCAAUGGGUUUACACCGGAAGAGAGGAUGGAGGGCCUACACCUGGAAAUUGCUGA